AUGGUGAAGGAAGAGGCCAUGGUGAAGGAAGAGGCCAUGGUGCAGGAGGGCCUCACCAAGACCAAGACGUCAACGAAACGGAAAGUGGCUGAAGUGCUGAAGGGCGAGCUCGAGGACAAGUCCCAAAAAAAGAAGCCCUGCGGCGAGGCUGCUCAACCUCUAAGCAACAAGGCGCUGCCGGCUCAGAAAUUCGUCCACAGCUCAUACGUGAUGUCGAAUGGGACAAAGCUGUUACGUUGUGAAUCCCUGGAGACUGGCGUCAAUAUCUUCAACUUCGCCAGAAACAAGCCGGUCACGCAGAUCACGGCGUUGGCGGUGAUGAAACCCGACAGCAGCAAUGGUGUGUCACACGCUAUGGAGCACAUGAUCGGGACUGGAAUGAGACUGGUGCCACUAAUUCACCCGCUAGAACCGCAGCUUGGUCACCACAGCGGCAUCGUCGAAACGCCGCGUUCUACAGUGUCGAACUUUGCCAUCACUGCCGACGACGUAAUGCGGCUAAUACUCCAGGCCGCCAACAGGGAAUUUGUAAUUGACGGAUGCGUCAUAAUAAUACAGGAUAUGAAGCAGGUCUCAGGAAGACGAGCUCGGCAU
This is a messenger RNA of Mesorhabditis spiculigera, 594 nucleotides long. NCBI's taxonomy places the organism in Eukaryota, Metazoa, Nematoda, Chromadorea, Rhabditida, Rhabditidae. The record is from the annotation of a GenBank genome assembly.